This is a messenger RNA of Symbiodinium sp. CCMP2456, 1029 nucleotides long. The record is from the annotation of a GenBank genome assembly. NCBI's taxonomy places the organism in Eukaryota, Dinophyceae, Suessiales, Symbiodiniaceae.
AUGGCUUCGCGGGGAUACGAGGCAGAGAUGGCCCCCGCGGCAGAGAGGGAGGUGACCGAGGUGACGAACACCCAUGCAAUCAAAGCGCAGAAGACCCGAGUCUCGGAGGAGUUCAAAGAGCUGGAGAAGAACGACCCCCUGCUCAAGGAGAACCCUCGCCGCUGGGUCAUGUUCCCGCUGCAGCACCCGGAAGUCUGGGAGAUGUACAAGAAGCAUGAGGCUUCUUUCUGGACGGCGGAGGAGAUCGACCUGGCGCAGGACAACAAGGAUUGGGUGACGAUGAACGAAGGCGAGCAGCACUUCGUGAAGCACGUCUUGGCCUUCUUUGCUGCGUCUGACGGAAUCGUGCUGGAGAACCUGGCCGCGCAGUUCUCCACGGAGGUGCAGAUUCCUGAGGCCAGAGCCUUCUACGGCUUCCAGAUCGCCAUGGAGAACAUCCAUUCCGAGACGUACUCGCUCCUGAUUGAGCAGUACAUCAAGGACCCUGCGGAGAAAGACAGCCUUUUCGAUGCCAUCCACACCAUGCCGGCCGUUCAGCAGAAGGCUCUGUGGGCUGUGCAGUGGAUGAACCGCGAGAGCAGCUUCACCGAGCGAUUGGUGGCUUUUGCUGCCGUGGAGGGCAUCCUCUUCAGCGGCUCCUUCUGCGCCCUCUUCUGGCUGAAGAAGCGCGGCCUGAUGCCCGAUCGCCUGUUGACGGCCCUGGGACACAGCAAGAUCUUCAACUCGUCCAACCCCUUCGAUUGGAUGGAGAUGAUCUCCUUGCAGGGCAAGACCAACUUCUUCGAGAAGCGCGUGGGGGAAUACCAGCGCCUGGGCUUGAGAAAGAAAGCUCUGCUUGUGCUGCUCUUUGCUAGGACGGCUAGGCAUUCUGAGGCUGCUUGGCCCCUAGUCUCUGUCGGGCCUUUCCGGGUGUGCUUCUGGGAGUCGCACCGGUUCGCGGGGGGUGUUGCCCUGGUCACCAGGAAGGCGGGCGUCAUGGCGGGGCAGUCUGAUCCUCUGACAGCCUUCGCGCUGGACAAAGACUUCUGA